GAGCAAGAGGCGGUGAAGCCUGGUCUCCUGGUCCUCACUCGUGCUGAGCCCUCUCUGCCUCUGGCAGGGUGGCCAUGGCAUCCGGAGAUCGGAGUCUGAGUUUCAUCUUGGAUCAGAAAAACCUUCGUGAGCUGCUUCUGGAGCUCGACUCACAGCUGGGGGCCCAAGAGGUGGAAAGCCUCAAGUUUCUCUGCCUGGAUUUGGUCAGUAAAAAGAAGCUGGGGGAGGCAGACUCGGCCUUGGAUAUUUUUGAGCUCCUUUUGGCCUACGAGCUCGUGCAAGAACAGAAUAUUUUCUUCCUCGCGGAACUCCUCUACAUCAUCAAGCAGAUCAAACUGUUGCAGCACCUCGGGUACAGCAAAGAGGAGGUGGAGCAUCUGCUGCCCAAGCGAAGGAAGGUGCCUUUGUUCAGAAAGAUGCUCUACGACCUGUCAGAAGGCAUCAGCGCAGAAACCUUAAACAGCAUGAAGUUCCUUCUGGGAGGGUCACUGCCCAAGUCUGAGAUGAACUCUCUGAAGUUUUUGGACUAUCUGGAGAAACAAGGUAAAAUACGGGAAAACGAUCUGACGUUCCUAGAAGAACUCUGCAAAAAAGUCACCCCGAGCCUUACAAGAAUAAUAGAGAAGUAUAUAGAAGAGAAAGCUGCUGUAGACAAGGAAACUGAGCCAUUGCAACAAGAAGAGGAAGAGAUAAUUUCCCAGGCAGACAUUGAACAAUUCAAUGGAGCCUUACCGGCCGCUAUGUAUAGGAUGGACCAGAAACACAGAGGCCAUUGUGUCAUCAUCAACAACGAGAUAUUUGCUGCUUCCCUGCCAAAUAGGCAUGGGACCCAGAAAGAUGUGGAGUGCCUGACACAAGUGUUUCAGUGGCUUGAGUUUACAGUCAGCACAUAUAAUAAUAAGACAAAGGAAGCCCUAGACGCACUGCUGCAGGAGGAGAAGCGCCACCCAGACCAUAAGCAUGCAGACUGCUUCGUGUUCUGUGUCCUGACCCAUGGCAAAUUUGGAGCUGUCUACUCUUCUGAUGAAGUCCUCAUUCCCAUCCGGGACAUUGUAUCUCACUUCACAGCCCAGCAAUGUCCUGGAUUGGCUGGCAAGCCUAAACUCUUCUUCAUCCAGGCCUGUCAAGGGGAUGAGAUACAACCUGUUGCAUCCAUCCAAACUGAUGCUGUGAAUCCUGAGUGUAUAACUCCUUCCCUUCGGCAAAGCAUCCCUAAUGAGGCAGAUUUCCUGCUUGGUCUGGCUACAGUCCCUGGGUAUGCAUCUGUUCGGCAUGUGAAGAAUGGCAGCUGGUAUAUACAGUCUCUCUGUGAACAUUUGAAAGCCUUGGUCCCAAGAGGUGAAGACAUCCUAUCCAUCCUCACGGCUGUUAAUAAUGAUGUGAGUCAACAAAAGGACAGAAGUGGAAAAAUGAGACAGAUGCCCCAGCCUGCUUUCACACUAAGGAAGCGACUAGUAUUUCCUGUGCCACAGGAGCAGCCUUCAUCAUAGAAGGGAAUUUGAUGGAAUAAUAAGCUUGAAAGGAACCUUUGAUCACAUCCUCUUUCCUCCCAUCCUGCAUGGGAACCUGUGACAGAUGAUGAGCUGGUCUCCAUCUGUCCUCUAUUUUUUCAAUACAUCAAUUCUGACCUUUUUUUGAAAAUACUAUUUUUGAUAAGUCUGAACAUUAGACACUUUUCCUUAUUGAAGACAUAGGUCGUAUGUAGCUUUAAUUGUGUAACUUGAAUAGAAUAAUUGGUUGUGGUUUGUGAAUCUGAGAUACUCAGUAGAAUUAGGUUUGGUUCAAACUUCUCUUGAACCCAAGGAACCACUGUUCUUAACAGACUGUUCAGCUGCUCCAGUAACAGAAACUGCAGGUUACUGUCAACAUCUGUGUUGACUAGAAGCUUUCAAGUGUUGCUGACAGAACACCUAACUCAAACUAAGUGAAACGAAUUUAAACCCACCAAUGAAGAAAACUGGCUUCAGGCAAGACUCAGUGUACAGAGAAGCACCUUUCUCUUCCCUGAGUAUCCUCAGAUUUUGCAAUUGCACUGUAAUCAACAGCCUUCACCUUGCACUACACACUCUACUGCUCUGGCCUGACAGACAGGCAGAGAGUCCAUCUCAGGGAUCAGAGCUGUUUAUUGGGUUGUUAUCAUGGGGUUGUCCUUGGUCGGAGAGAUACUAGGCACUGGAUUAAGGAAGCAGCUUCAUUUUGAAACAUUGAUACCUUGAGAAUAAGAUUUUGGAUUUUUUUUGUUCUUAAUUUUUUUUCUUUUUCAGUUUCAAGAGAAAGUUUUCUUUGUAUUUCCUGGAAUCAUAUUUUAAAGUAGACCUGGGAGGGAGAUUGAAAGUUCUGUGGUUAAAUGAUUUAUAGAUAAGGAAGCUGAGCCUAAGGAGCUAUAACAACUUACAGUUACCUGCUGUCAUGGCUUAUUGACUUUAUUUCCCAUGAAAGUGAACUGUAAUGAUAUAGGCUAUCAUACGAUAUUAUGAACAUUUCUUUGCACAUGCAACUACUCAUAAGAAAUGCUAAGAAAUGCAGGAAAAUAUCUUUCGAGAGUGCCUUGAUAAAUAUGUGAAAGUUAAAUGCAUCUAUAAUGGGUUUUCCAUGAGUAGUUUUUAUACUACUUUUCUCGGGUAGCUAGCAUUGCAUGACUUUGAAUGCCACUUGACUGAAGAACUAUGUUUAAUUUACAUGUUAGGAUGGUCUUCCCAAAGCAUUUUUUUCAUACAGCAAAGGCUAAAAGCUGGUGAUAAGAGUCUCUGGCCAGGUGGAUAUGUGUAGCCUUUGGCCACUUAACAGUCGUUCUCUGCAAGUGAUGGAUGGCAUGACACAAAAGAAAGAACCAAGGACACGGAACAAAGCCUUGAUAUUUAUUUUGUCCUGCACGUCCCUUUCUCUGAGACACUAAUUCAAUCCAGCCAACUUUUGGAGCCUCAGCCACAAGAUAUUGGAAACGUGAUAGAAAAUGUGUAGUUCUGUA
Molecule: messenger RNA, 2968 nt
Organism: Ochotona curzoniae (black-lipped pika)
Lineage: Eukaryota; Metazoa; Chordata; Mammalia; Lagomorpha; Ochotonidae
Product: caspase-10-like
Exons: 7
Coding region: 75-1490 (471 amino acids)
Biological process (GO): negative regulation of extrinsic apoptotic signaling pathway via death domain receptors; proteolysis
Molecular function (GO): protein binding
Source: RefSeq, a predicted model, not a curated record